GGUCUUCUCUCUGAUUGGUUGUCGGAUCGCACGUGGUAAGGAGUCUUUAUUAGCGCCUUCGCUGAAGCCUUCCCGUCCAGUCGGUUCCUUGUCACAGGCCUCUUCUGUCCUCUGUAGCAUCGCUCUGACCUGUGAGACUACCAUCCAUCGGAAUCACACCGACCGCAGACAUGGUGAAACUAGCUAAGGUAAGCGGGCCGCUGCAUCGGCAGACAUUGUUAGUAAUAAUACGGCUGUACGAUUGGUGCGGCCCGGCCUACACCCAGCUCGCUGUAAUUGAUACCAUUAAUAACCGUUUUAGCCAUUUUUAUGCAUUUUUUUUUUCCAAUCCAGCCGCCAUGGCCCGGGGCAGAUGGGUGUGCCAUCCAUCGUCCCGUGUCCCGCGCCUGGCUGCUGCAGGCGGGGCACGCGGUGUCUCGGGAUAAUGGCGGCGGGGUGUACGGUUUAUGUGCAGUGAAGCCGUCGUGUCGCGCUGCGAGGCGCGGACGCACAUGCGCGAUCCAUGGCUGGGCGCGUGCGGUGGGCCUCUGGUGAUGUCAGCGCGUCACGUGUCCGCAGGCCCGGGCUGUGAGGGGUUAAUUCCCUGGCCCACGUGUUGCGGGAGCCUGGUUAAUGGCGGCUUGUACAGUAUGGCGGGGGUGGAGGCUGCACACAAUGCCGAUGGCCGCUUCCCAUGCGGGUAUAGCAUGGCUCUAUGUCCCUGUGCUGCUCCACAUGGCGAUAUUAAUGGCGGCUGUGCUCGGGGGAAUCCCCGCGGGCCUUCACUUCCUAGCGCCCGCGUGGGGGGAGGGCAGCGCACGGUAGCAACACGUGGUUGUGCCUGGGGCUCCACGUGGCUCACCGGCUAUCUGAAACCGGGCUAUACCGGCAAGACACGUGUCACGGCUUCUAUGCUUUAUACCGAGUAUCGAUUAUUCAGCUUUUACUAAAUCAUUGUGUAACAUUAUCGUACAACCACCUGCCCGUGUUUACUGGAGAAUUUAGACCGAUUCUUUAAUGUUAUUUAAUCAGUAUGUUGACUUAUUUUAUUUUUUGUAACCUUUUUCCUUCCAGGGUGCAAAAAUGCAAAAUAAACAAAAGAAGACUGCUCCACCACCACCAAAAGAUGUGGAUGAUAGUGAUGAAGAGGAGGACAUGGAAGAAAGCAGUGAAGAGGAGGUGGGUUAAAUUAAUGAUUUAAAGGGCUACUUUAACAGUGAAAACAACUUGAUGGCUAUGGUGCUUGAGAAAAAACUUAGGUGACAAUUAAUAUUUAACACUAUGAGUACACUACCAAUACUCUAAAGUUAAAUUUACAGUAGAAUUGCAUUGUGACUUGUCUGUAACUGAUUCACUUGUGGCACGCUAUAUUUUUGAUACGGUUUACGAUGGGCAUUUACUUGAUGGGUGUAAUAAUGACUGAUCUUCAAUCCGCUGCUUUUAGAGAAGCAUGUGGGAUCUGACUCAUGAUGUGGAUGUACUUAGUCUGUUGCUUGAUACAGAAGUAUUUAAAUGCUCAUCUGUAAGAUUAUGGUAAGACUUCUCGGCCUGAUUUACAACCCCUUAAAGCGUGUUCUUGGCAAAAUUUUGACUUUGCCGACAAAGGGGAAUUUAUGCACCAAAACACUACACUGCAAUGUAAACGCUAUAGUGUCAGAAAUACAAACCUGUUGAAAUUGGCUGAGAUUAUCAAACUUGAAGAUCUCAGCAAAUCAAAUAUCAUUCACCUGGCUGCCCAAGUUUUAGAUUUACCCACUCUCACAGAGCAGUUAUCUUCUGCAGGUCCUCUACAGCAUUGCACAAGAGUAUAUACCAUUGAGGAGAACUUCAGAUCAUCAAUAGACUCGGCCAAUUUAGACGGACUAAGGCAUAGGAUAUUUAGAGACCAAUUAGUCUCUACUUUGGCUGAGUUAACAUUUCAGUAAAAUCCACUAGUCAAAAGUGUUGCCUGAAGAUUAUUUUUUUUUUUGGUAGGCUUGUCACUUUUUGUGUGGGGACCUUAUGUCUCCACCUGCAACCUCAUAGUGUAUGGUACCUAGAAUGUCCCUUUUGAAUUUAAAAUAAUUGCAAUAAAGUCUAAAUGUGCUUUGUUUUGAUGAAAACUUGUUGGAAAUACAUAAAUAUUCCUAAUGCUAUUUAAUCCAUAAGAACUGAAAUGAUUGCAUCCCCCAUCAAAGGGUUAAUAAAACCCUUUAAACACUUGCCUGAUUCCAGUACCAAGGUCCCUUGUUGCGGAGUUGAGCUCAGCCACGUUAAUAUGAGUAAACAAACACAUGGCAAGCGCUGCUUGUGUAGUAGGGCUUCCAUGUAGGAAAGUACUUCCAGCAUCAUAUCACAUGUAGUCAAUCGCUGUGAAACUCCAGGAACCUCUAUAUUUGGCUGUCUCGAGGCUACUAUUUGAGGUAGUCUUAACAUUGCAACGUAAACAUUGUAGUUUGUCUGAAACAGCAAUGUUUUACAUUGUGUAGUGCCGUGUCUCCCUUCAAGGGACACUAUAGGCACCCAGGUAAUUUCACCUUAUUGAUGUGGUCUGGGUCCAGAGAAACUGCAAUGUUUACGCUGCAACUCUAAAUCUGCCUCAAUUGUCUGUUAGAGGCGUGCUUCCUGCAUCCAAACAGAUCUUUAGUCCGGUAACUCGCGCUGUGCAUGAGAGCGCCAAUUCGUCGCAUGGCUUCCUGAGGCAGAGCCAUGCGGGACCCUGGCACUUGUGUAAGGUAAGUAAAGGACUUUUAACCCUUUUAUUUACCGGGGUGGAAGGCAGCUAUAUUGCCUGGAAUACAGCUCUGUAUUCCUCGUACUUGGUCAAAGAUGUACUUGACACUUGCUUCAAUGUGAGUGAAUGCACAUGAAACAGUCUGCCUUAUCUCUUCUAGCGCUGUUUCCAAUUAAUCCCAAUGUGUUUUGAUUGUGGCUGGAGGAAUUAAUACUUUCUGGUCUAAGAAACCUGUUGAAAGGGGGAACUUCUGCUAGGGUUAACAUAACUGCAUUCCUGUCAACAAUGUUCUUCCAUUCUGUAUAUAAAUGUACUAGAGUUGGCGGCUGUGUACGUUUACUAUACCACCAGUAGUCACUAUAGAACUUAUUCCAGGUUGAAGUCCCCGUGAAGAAAACACCUGCAAAGAAAGCAGCCACUCCAGCUAAACAAACACCAGCAAAGAAAGCUGCCACUCCAGCUAAAGUGGCAGUCACACCAGGAAAAAAAGCUACUCCAGUAGGCACAAAAAAUGGCAAACAGGCAAAGAAGCAGGAAAGUGAGGAUGAAGAAUCUGGUAUGUCAUGGCUCUUGGUUUUUAUUUAUGUUUUUUAAUUCCUAAUUUUAAGAGGUUCAGUGCUAAACCUCUGCAUUUUUUUGUAGAUGAAGAAUCCGAAGAGGAACAGAAGCCGGUUGCCAAGAAACCUGUAGCCAAAGCACCUGUAGCUGAAGAGGACGAUGAUGACGACGAAGAUGAUGAGGAUGAUGGUAAAUGUUGCAUUGUGUUUUUAAGAAUUUAAUGUUCUUAUGAAGGAACAGCACAUAUGAUGAUAAUUUGGGACUUAAUACUGAAUUAUGUGAUGCGUUACUUAAACUGAUGUGCUAUUUAAUAAACAUUGCAUUGUAAGAUAGUUGUGUAGUUUUUCAGUGUGUUCAAAUAUGUCUAUUUCUUUAGAUGACUCUGAGGAAGAGGUCAGUGCCAAAAAGCCAGUUGCCAAAAAGCCAGUUGCAAAGCCUGUUGCAAAGAAGCCUGCAAAGAAAGAGGAAUCUGAGGAUGAAGAAGAUGAGGAAGGUACAAAAUCUGUCAAAGUUAAAUGAGCCUGUCACUCACUGUAUGGGUGGUAAUUGUCCUUGAGUUACAUAUGCCAUAUUGCAGUUAAUAUAUACCCAAUGCUGGUGAAACUGUCAGAUUAAAAUCUUUGUGUAUGUUGCUUUCAUUUCCAUAGUUGCCAAUAAUGGACAUCAGUUAUGUGUAGCCACUUUACCUCCAAAUUCUGCACGGCCUCCUAAUGUGCAAGCAAAAUGGAAUUGUGGGCUCUAUCUGGGUUUUUUGGCCAAUUGUGCUAGAAGUGUUUAUUUCAUAAAGACUAUCUUUAGAAUAUGCAAUACUCAUUUUGACUGUUGGAAUGUCACUGAAAUUCCCACCCAGUCAAGAGACAAAGUUUAGAUUGUAUUUCUACUCUCUGACUCAAGGCAGUCUAAGAUUCAAUCAAGAUAUUAGUCGCCUGUAACAGCUGCAGGGAAUUGGCUGUCUAUACAGGGUCUUGCGUGAUUCCCCUAUAGAUCUCAAUGCUUUACUCUGGCGCAUGCACACUAGUACAUCAGUCCUACUGUUUAAGGGGUGCCCAUGAGACAUGUUCAGCUACAUAAUCUCUCUGACUGCCACAUGGUGAGUGCUGCUUGAAGAGGCUCGUGUGCACCUGUUGAGUAAUGGUGAACAUAUGCUUUUUGCCACUUACAAUGACUCCAUAAUAUGUAUUGUGGCUAUCUCAGAUUGCCUGCCAUAGGUGUACAUCGGUACUAUUUCUGAAACCUGCAUUAACGGGGAUCACAGAUGUAUUUAUAAAGCGCCAACAUAUUCCGCAGCGCUGUACAAUUGGCAAAGUCAACACAAUAAGAAUAGACCGAUACAACAGGUAGAGGGUCCUGCCCGUGAGCUUACAAUCAAACUGUUGCUUCCCUUUUGCCAUAAGUACAUUACAAGCUCUGAAUUCAUAAACCUGCUUUGUGGUAUUGCAUAAGGGAGUAGAGGGUAAGGGGAUUCUACACAAACUCUAGAGGUUUGUUUCGCUGGCACAGAUGAACAUUGUGGACAGUCGGGCUGAAAUGUUGAAAGUCUUACUGAAUUGCUGCUGAAUUUUAUUUUUCAUCUCUUCUCAAAUAGCUUUUUCUGUCUUACAAGCUUUGCCUUAGUGGUGUGUAACUGGAUUUUUUUUUUACCUUCAAAGAUUCAGAUAUAGAAAUGGAAGUAACACCAGUUGUUGCAAAAGGAAAGAAAGCUGCCCCUGUCAAAGCAAAAGAAGAGUCUGACGACGACGAUGAUGACGACGAAGAUGAUGAUGAUGAUGAUGACGAUGAGGAAGAUGAUGAUGGUGGGAAAAUAUUUUUUUGGCUUCGUUCAAUGUACUUGUUGAAGUGUAUUUGACUUUAAAGUCAUAUAUUUCAUCCUCCUCCAGAAACUGUAAAAGAAUCUGGUAAACGUAAAAAAGAGAUCCCGAAGAAGGCUGUCCCAGAGAAAAAGCAGAAAACUGAGGGAACAGAAGGUACGCAAACUAGUCUAUUAGAUGGACACAGCUAGGUGGCAAGGCUGUAUAGUUUAAGCAGAUCUUAUUUUUUUAAGUGGGUUUUCCUGGCACUAUCUUAAGUCGUGUAUAAGCAGGACCCUGCUCUGUACCUUAAAUUAUGUCACUAGACCAUAUUUCACUUUUGUAGUCAAAACACUCAGUGGCUUUCUUUCUUUAUUACAGGUCUCUCUGUAUUUGUGGCAAAUCUGAACUCUGCUAAGGACUUUGAUGAAUUAAAGGAGGCUCUUAGAGUGUUUUUCACAAAGAAAAGCUUAACUGUUGAGGAUGUCCGCAUUGGUGCAUCAAAGUGAGUGUUAACUGUGGUACUUUAUAUUGUUGGCUUGUUUAUGUUUGGAAACUAAUUAAUUCUGUAUUUUUCCAGGAAAUUUGGAUAUGUGGAAUUCUCAUCUGAAGAGGAGGUGGAAAAGGCUUUAAAAUUCAAUGGGAAGAAAGUUCUUGGUUUUGAUAUGAAGCUGGAUAAAGCCAUGGCCUUUGACAAGAAUAAAAGUGCAGAGGUCAAAAAAGGUAUGUAAUUUGAGGUGUUCUGAAAAGUAAACAAAUAUCAGAGCAAUAAGGGCUUUAUAGAAGUUGAUUUUAUAAAUGCCUGCAUCUCUAUCUGUAAGUAGGCUGAAAUUGACUCUAAAAGGGCAUACUCCUAUGAAAAGGACAACUGACUAUGAACCAGUCUCUCCUGGAUAUUUGUAGUGUUAAGUGUAUUUUGUACAUUCUUUUGCAGAGAGAGACUCAAGAACGCUGUUUGUCAAGAAUAUUCCAUACAGCACAACUUCUGAGGACCUGCAGGAAAUAUUUGAAAAUGCAAAAGAAGUUAGACUUCCAAGUGGGAAUGAUGGUUCAAGCAAAGGGUAUGUAUUUACUAUAGUUGGUAUAUUAAAGGGAUCCUAUAGUGCCAGGGGGGGAAAUCUGGUUUUCUGGCACUUUUGGGUUAAUAGGCUCCCUCCCGUGGGGCUGAAGGGGAUAAAACUUUCAGCCACUUACCUAAAUCCAGCACUGAUGUCCCUUGGUGCUGUCAGGCUCCUGCCCUGCUGACAUCAGCUAGAGCGUGAGGACGUCCAGUGUCUGAUAACCGACCAAAAAUCUAUUUUGGAUUCCGGAAGGCCUCUAAUGGCUGACUGGUAGAUGGCCACACUGGAGGCAGAUUUAGUGCUGCAAUGUUUUACACGAAGUGCAAUAGGGACACAGCACCCAGACCACUUCAGUGAGCUGAAGUGGUCUAGGUGCCUAGUGUCCCUUCAGAAUCACAUGGCAGUCUGUUACUUUGUACUUUAAGUAGAACUAUACCUAGUGACUUUAUAGCACAACUAAAUGUUAACCAGUUUUUUUUUAUGUUAAAGGGAAACUGUUCCUUCCCAUGUAUGAACAUUGUCUUGCUUAUUUGUAAGGUGUGAAAAACAAAAUAGAAAUACACACCUAUCCUGCAAGUAGGAGCCUCCGUCUUGGCUCCCUGUCAGAUAUUAACACUGUCCUCUGCGCAUGAAAGUAUGUAUGAAGCAAUGAUUCAAUAUCUUAUUGGCAAGUGUUUCUGGCUUUACCUGGUCGGAACUGUCAUUUGCUAAAUUUUUAUUUAUUAAAAACUAAAAGAAAAUGAUGAAUCAUGAAAACUUCAUUAUGAAUGAACUUUAAUGUUGUCCAGUGAGUUUAUUUUUACCCUUAAUUUGCAUGUCUGACAUGUAAGUGUAGUGGAUUUCAGUGCUAUUUUCAGCCCAGUUAACACUAUCUUAAAUGGUUUUAUUGAUGACUAAAAGUGGGUUUUUUUUUAGUAUUGCUUAUGUAGAAUUCGGCAGUGAAGCAGAGGCAGAUAAAGCUCUUGAAGAAAAGCAAGGAACUGAGAUUGAUGGGAGAGCUAUAUUCUUGGACUUCACCGGAGACAAGAGUCAAAACAGUGGAGCAAGGCGAUCUUCUGGCCCUGGAGGUAUGUUUAUGGAUGUUUUAGUAGUAGUUUUAAAGUACCUGACAGCAUUGUGUGAACAAAUACAUAUUUCUUUAGUGUGUUUACAACAUAAGGCAUGUGCCAAAAUUAAGAUUCCACCAACUCAGUGUAUUAAAGCUGGAAAUGAUGACUGAAAUAUCUGACAAACACUGAUGUUAACACUAAUAUUUAAGAUAGUCAAGUUCUGAUCCAGCACUCUUGCUGUUUCUUGGUUGCAUUUACAAAGUAAAGUGGUUUCUUGAAUGCGUCAACAGGUUGCAUGAGCAAACACUUAUUUGUUUGUGUUUUUUUUUUUUUUUUUAUAGGAGAUUCCAAAACCCUUGUUGUGAACAAUCUUGCCUACAGUGCUACAGAAGACAGUUUACAGGAAGUCUUUGAGAAAGCAACAUCAAUUAGGAUACCACAGAACAAUCAGGGAAGACCUAAAGGGUUGGUAUCCCCUCCUACAUUCAAUGCCAUGACAAACUACUUCAAUUUACACUCAAUGACUUUGUCUUUGGGUGUCAAACAGUGAACUUUUGACCUGUGAUUAUGAUUAGUCUCACUUAUGUAAAGUGUAAUUUUGCACUUAAACAUAGUGUCUCUAAAACUACAGGUUUUGGUUUCAUGAGGUUAUAUGCAUUUUUAGUAUUCAACUUUUUGUAAGAUGGGAUGCGUUUUCAAUAUUCUCUUGCAAGUGGUGUGUGGUUUGUUUGCAUUCAGAGUAAAAUAAAUCUCAAUUUAUCCAUGUAAUGGGAAAUCUGCAAUUGUCUGAAUUUCACAAUGAGUCUAUCAGACAAAACAAACGGACCAAGGCCGUUUCAUUAUUCAGAGUUCAUCAUUUUGGUUUGUACAAUUAUAUAAAUGCCACAAAUUGACUGUGCCCUGAAUCUGUUUCCUCUUUCUAGCUUUGCAUUCAUAGAAUUUUCAACUGUGGAAGAAGCAAAAGAUGCCAUUGAAUCCCUUAACAAUACAGAAAUUGAAGGAAGGACUAUUCGACUUGAGUUUAGUACCGGAGGUGGCCCUCAAGGUGGUGGCAGAGGUAUCCAUAUGACAUUCUUGAUGAAAAACACUCUUGUAGUGAUCCAGCCUUGUCAUUUUGUUUCACUUGGCCAUUGUAACAUCCAGCCUAUUAUGUAGUUUGUAGGGUUUUUGAGUCUAUUUAAGCUUAUAGGUUAACCCUAUAAGGCAAUGAGAAACUGAAGUGUCUAUUGGGCUGUGAAAGACCCAAAAAGCACUGAGUUCCCUUUAAAUAAUAAAGAGAUAAUUAAAGAAUCAGUUUAUGGAAUACAAUUAUACAAGGACUAUGCAAAAUAAAAUGGAAAGAACCAAUAAAAGAUAAAUAAGGCUUUGUGGGUAAUGAGGGGGGGGUAAGUAGGUGAUCACUUAGGUGAAUCUAUGUAGAUAUACAAUGAACAAAAACUGGAGGACUGGCUCUAUGGUGCCUUAAGUGAAAAGGGAACUGAAUCAGAAUGGUUUAAUUCCUUGCUGGAAAAGUAUACUGGUCUCUUUUUAGACAUAUACAGCAUUUAAACAAUUAUCAGCACACUUUAAACAAAGUGGCUAUAUACACACCCUGCUAGUGAAUGUCCAAUAUAUUAGAGCUGUUGCUAGAACAAUCCAGAAUCAACCCUCAUCUGGUUGCAAAUGUGUAUGGAUGAGUCUUAAAGUCUUAGUGCAGAACAAAUGGUCCACAACCUAGACCACGGGUUCCAACCCACUCACCAAGUACUACCCUGUUGUAUCUAAUGCAUUUUGUUUUUUCAACUUUUCAAAAAACAAAAACAAACCCUUAAACAGAGUAAUCCCUGACUGGUACUUGAGGACUGUGUUGGGAACCACUGACCUACACUAAAAAUUGCAUCGAAUGUAAAUUCUUUUAACAGUGUAAAGAACUGUUGCAACACAACCUUACUUCAUCAUAGUGUGAAGUAAAAACUUGAAGCAAUUAAGUACAAAUGUCUGUACUAGGAUGGAGCUUGUAUAGCUAUUAACUUUGUUUUCCAAUGUAUUAAAGCUUCUGCACAGACAAAGACCCUUUUUGUCAAAGGCCUUUCUGAAGACACCACGGAGGAAACUUUAAAGGAAGCAUUUGAUGGCUCCAUAAAUGCAAGAAUUGUGACCGAUCGAGACACUGGAGCAUCCAAGGGGUUAGUUUAUUUGCUAGGUUUUCUUAAUGGGACACCCAAGUGAACCGGUUUUCCCCCUCCAUUGGGGUUGCAUCUGAGAGUGGCCUGCAAAAGUUGCUGAUUUACCUGAAUCCUUUGCAAGCCCUUCCCUUUUAACCCAGCCUCAACUUUUUGUGGCUUCCCUACUGCAGACUUAUCAGUGAAAAGUAUUUGCAAGGCAGGUGCUCUGAGCUAAACAACUUGAAUUGUUGAGGGGGGGUAAAAAGGAUAAAAUCUAAAUGCCCAUUUCUGAUGAAAUAUGCACUUUUUGUAAAAUAUAGGGACACUUUACACAUAAUGAACUUCAACAAGAUUUAAAAGUAGCCUGGAGUGUCCCUCUGAUAAUAAAGCUUCUCUUUGAGCACCAUCCUACCGAAAUCUGAUGGUAGUAAAUGGUUUCGCAAGAGAAGCAUAGAAAUACAUAUUGCUGGCAAAAUGUGUCCUCUCUGUAAGGUGCGAGGUGCAAAUGGCCACUGUGUGACAUUAAUUUCCACUGUAAGGAUUAGUAUAAAGUGUUCCAUAGUAAUCUAAAGUACUCAUGUUUAUCACGCGUUUUAUUUUGUUAUAGAUUUGGCUUUGUAGACUUCUCUUCUGCUGAAGAUGCAAAGGCUGCCAAAGAUGCAAUGGAGGAUGGUGAAAUAGAUGGAAGCAAAGUCACUCUAGAUUUUGCAAAACCCAAAGGUGAAGGCCAGAGAGGUGGUCGUGGAGGAUUUGGAAGAGGUGGUUUUGGCGGCAGAGGUGGUGGCGGUCGUGGUGGGUUUGGCGGCAGAGGUGGUGGCGGCCGUGGAGGAUUUGGUGGUAGAGGAAGAGGAGGAUUUGGAGGUAAGCUUAAUUGUAGUUUUGCAAUGCCCACCUUUAUCUUUUCUACCUCCUUUAGUUUGAGUAAACUUUUUGGUUAAAAGUAGUACACCAGUGUUAAACAGGUGUAUAACGGAGUGUUUGUAAUUUAGUUGAAAAGCUACCCUUUUCUUCUAAAGGAUCAAUGGCCAUGCAGAGCACCUCUGCAUUUUCAAAAAAAAAAAAAAAACAUUGGUUACAUUGUCUCCUACUGUGACCCUUGGCGGCUUACACACUAGCCACUAGAAGCGCUUUGUGGUUGCAGUCCAGCUAAGGAUUGUCGUUCGGUGUGUCUGCACUUCAGAGAUGCUGACUUGCUGUGCAUGCUUCGCAUAGGCUGUGUAAGUCACAAGCAUGGAAGUAUAUCUGGCAGAGUUGUUGGCUAUGGAUCCAUUUUUAUUUUUUUGGUCUUAAAGUUUGAAUUCCUGACAAUUCUUUUAAUGCAUAAUCAUGUUAAUCCUUUUCAGGUAGAGGAGGUGGAGGAUUCAGAGGUGGAAACCAAGGAAAGAAGAUAAAGUUUGAUGAUUAAACAGUUUGAUUCCCCUUCAAACCUUAAGCAAUCUCCCUUAAAUGAAAGGACUCUGAAGUCAAAAGGAGACUUUGGGUUUCCUUCCCCAAACCAGUCUAACCUUGCCAGAGCCUUCUGUUUGGACAUUCCAAAGUGGAGACUUAAUUUGUUCUGCUACCACCUGGAUGCAAAGUCAUUUCAUGGAAGAUGUGUGACUGCUUGACUAUACUUAUACAGACUUUCUUUUUGUUUGUUCUUUUGUUUUUUUUAGUGUGCGAGAAGAGACCCUGUCCUGAACUUGUCAAAUUAAUGUUUUACCAACUGUAAAAAAAAAUUCCUUAUUGAAUCCUGUAGUAUUUUGCUGUAAAUGCAGAAUGUUAAUGAUUUGUGCUUAGACAGCCUGUCUUUGAAUUAAAGGACCUCAUCUGGUUACAUUAUUUUUAUUUACAACUGUCUUCAAAUGUUCUCCCUUUUUAUCACAUUUAAUUUUAUCUGUAGAUUGUGAUACUUUUUUUCCCUCCACAGCAUGUGUAUUUUUAGUCAGGCUUUUAUCCCUGCAGUGGGCAUUCCUUUCAUAGCGAAUUGCCACUCAAUGAAUCUGAAGUUGCAUAGUCGAUGUAAAUGAGCUGAGUUUGUAUUAAAAGGGCAUUUUGUAACAUUUGUAAAUCUUUGGCUUAGUUUAAACAAUUAGAACUGUAAAAUAUCUGAACUAGCUUCUUAAAAUUUUAUUGCAUCCACCUCCAUGUUAUUGGCUAAUGUCUAUUUGGAGCAAAAAGAUAACUGCCUUUCAUUGUUUUUCUUUACCUGUUCUGUCUGAGUGAACUCUGGAUAUACCUGGAACAUUUAAAUAUUGGAUACAAACCUGUAUAUUUGUAAGUUCCCAUUGCCCUUCUCUGGAGUGCUGUAAUCUACAUUGAAUUCCCCCCACCCCUUUUAUAACAUUGGACGGAUUGGCUUUACUUAUAUGCCAACAGUCUUGCUGUAGUUUUCAAGAUAGUUAUGAACUGAAAUGUUGCUUGCGUAUACUCUUAUUUUACAAAAAACACUCAUACUUUAUAGCUGUUGCUCAAACGAGCAACUACUGUAGUACAAGACAUUGUGACAUUUUUUUUUUAACAAUGUGGCUCCAUUGCCAAAAGAAAUAAAUGGGAAAGUUAAAUAAAACGCUUGGUUUUGUUGCAACAAGAUAACCUAUGGACCAAAAGGAGCUUACAAAGGCCCAUACAGUUAAUAAAUCAACAUUUGCUGUUGGAAUAUAG
Pelobates cultripes (western spadefoot toad) is the source of this 11934-nucleotide messenger RNA. NCBI's taxonomy places the organism in Eukaryota, Metazoa, Chordata, Amphibia, Anura, Pelobatidae. The record is from the annotation of a GenBank genome assembly.